Paramecium sonneborni is the source of this 1862-nucleotide messenger RNA. The record is from the annotation of a GenBank genome assembly. Lineage: Eukaryota; Ciliophora; Oligohymenophorea; Peniculida; Parameciidae.
AUGAAAAAGUAUAAAGAAAUCCAUUAUCCAAUUAUAAACUAAAGACUUUUUGAAAAGUAUUGUCAAUCUCAAAAUUAUUAUUACACACGAGAUAUUAAUGAAAUUCUAAGUGAUGCUACUACAAAAGGGGUAAUCAGAUAUAAAGAUUGUAAUUGUUAUGAUGAAGAAGUAUAAUGAUAUCUCUAUUUAGGAUGAAUACUUAAAACGUAUAUAUAAGAAAAGUGAAUAUCCUUCCAAAAUUUAAUUGUUAGCUGAAUAUUACAAAGUAUAUUUACAAUAAUUAAAAUUAUAGUUUCAUAGUGAUAUUGCAAGAAUAUUUUAAGAACCUGUGGCUUCUAUGUUAAAUAAAUAUUAUGAUAAAAAGAGAAAAUAUGAGUAUUAUAGAAUAGCUAAACUUAUUGAAGAUGAGAAUAAGAAAAAUCCUCAUAAACCACCUAAAGGAAUUGUUGGAGAUAAACCAUCACCUUUAAAUUCAUAAGAAUCUAAUGAAAAUAAUCAAUAAGAAUAAAAUGAAUCAAAUCUAGACAAUAUUUAAAUAUUAAAAGAAUUAAGUUGGUUAAAUAAAUUAUAACAAGUAUUUUCUUAUUUUAUAUAAAUAGUAAAUAGAUAAACCAAUUAGGAUUAAACUUGAUGUAUCACAAACUUUAAAUGAAAUUUGUAAAUAAAUUGGUAAUUGCGAUGAAUAAUCUUCACUAUUUAUUCCAUAAAUUUCUAAAACAGAAGAUGUUAAAUUAGAAAACUUUCUCGCAUAUUUAAAUAAAAAAUAACUUAGUACAAAAAAAUAUAUUAAUUAACCAUCUGAUUAACUUAUCUAAUCACUAUUAUAAUUAUAAUAACCAAAAAACAAUAUUAAUAAUUAGAAAAAAAUUGAAAUCAAUCAUUUAUUAAAAACAUAAAAUAAUGAAUUAUCAAAUAAUAACAAAAAUUAUAAUUUUGUUAAAAAUUAAUUAGAUUAUCUAAAAAGAAAACAAGAAAAAAAUAAAGUAUCUAUUGAUGAAAUGGCUACUAAAAUUGAUAGUAGAUUAAGUGAAUCUUUAAAAUAAAAACCUAAAAAAUAAUUAAUAACAAAUAAAACUAAUCAUAAAAAUACAUCACCUACAGCUCAAAUUAAUCCAAAAAUUACAAUUGGAUCAUUUACAAAUAUUAAGACUUAACAAUCUUAAACUAAUUAAAAUAAAAAUUAUCUUGCUCAAUUAUUAAUUGAAGAGGAUUAAAUUGUUUUUGAUAGAAAAUGGAAAAAUGGAGCUUUAACUCAUCGCCCUAUAUCUGGAACUUAAAAUUUUUUUAAUUCAGAUAGAAAUAGCCCUUUUUUUAAGAAAAUGAAAUCAGAAAAUUUUAAAUUUUAAAAAGCAAAAACUCAACAUUAAUACAACAAUAAUUUAAAUACUAAUAACUUAAUGAAUAAUAAUCCAAAAUCAAGAAAAACUACUUCUUAAAAUAUUCAUAUAAGACAAACUUCAAAUUAAGAAAGAUUAAACACUUUUCAUAAUCAUGAUUUAAUUGAUUACAAGUAUAAGAACUCUAAAAUAAUGUUUUAAGAAUUAAAAUAAUUUUCAGGACAUAAAAAACAUUUAUCUGAUAGCAGAGGUUUAUAUUAAAAAGAAUAACAAAAUGAUAAUUUAAUAUGUUUGACUGAAAGAGGACCUAGUCUAGAAUUUCUAUUUAAAAACAAUCUUAACUAUCAAAGUUCUCCAAAAGCACAUAAUUUUAAAAAAAUGAAUAGUGGUACAAUAGUUCCAUCGAAACCCCCUAAUCCUUAUGAAAAAGGAACUUUAAUUUAGUAAAUGAUAAUAAAAGUAGCUAAGUAAAAUUAAUAACAAUAAAUUAAUAAUAAUAACAAGAUAUCAUAAAAACAUUCUUGA